This is a messenger RNA of Dreissena polymorpha, 10342 nucleotides long. RefSeq lists its product as uncharacterized. NCBI's taxonomy places the organism in Eukaryota, Metazoa, Mollusca, Bivalvia, Myida, Dreissenidae. The coding region runs from base 326 to 5026 and encodes 1566 amino acids. The transcript is spliced from 11 exons. Gene Ontology annotation, cellular component: nucleus. The record is from RefSeq and is a predicted model, not a curated record.
AAUUAAUGUAAACACAUGUUAUCAAACUUUUCAGACAUAUCUAUUCUAUUGAUUAAAAUCGGUUACUUAGAAUAAAAUAGAUGGAAACAUGUAAAAUUUUGUUGUUUUUAAGACAACCUAUCAACAUGGCCAUGUUACUAUUUUUAGAACUUUGGUAAAGCGUAGAUUAUUCAGGGUUUGCAAGUACUCGUCCAUGGGCCUAUGAGGCUUUGUCGGUACUACUUACAGGCAACUAACAACGCUUAUCACACAUCUAUAUUCACUUGAAAGGUUUCCACUACGAUUUGAGGGAUUCCAUGGACUCGUGUGGCGAACGUGAAAGGCCAUGUUUGAAGGAAAGCAUAUCCACUUCUCACAAACAGACCAGAAACCAUUGUGUUCAUUCAGUGGAAAAAUAUGUAACCAGCGUCGAUUAAAUAACUAUGGCUUCUGUGUGCGGCAUAUCCUUGAAGACUCGUCGGCACCCUUCAAAAGAUGUGCAUAUGUUGCUAAAUCUAGCAGACAGACAUGUACUCAGCCCAUACCCAAGACUGAAGAAAGGCUUUACUGCAACAACCAUAUGCAGGUUCUGGGGAUGUUGCCGAAGAAAGAAAGAAAGCCAAAGUUAUCCAAGUCUUCUCAAAUUGCAUGCGGCCAUGUAGGUGCUAUGUCAGACCCUGGUCUGUUGCAGAACAAAUUGAAACUGAGUCAUAAUUCAGAAGAUAUGGUCUUGAAAAGCAGUAUGGUAGGGCAUAGAAUUACAGCUGGGAAUGAAGACAUAGAUGAUAUAUAUGCUUUUCCAGCGGAUAGUGACAAAAGUACAAGAGAGUUUACUGCCCUGUUGAACAACCAAAGUGUUUCCAUUGUGGGCCCUGGAAAUGUUAGUUAUGGUGCUUCUGUGAAAUCAAACAAUGACAGCAGUUCAGGGACAUCUUCCCUUGCGAAAAUAUACCCAGAGCUUGCAGAAAAACUGGAAAAAAUUAAACCAAAAAUUGAUACAAAAGUUAAAGCGAAGGGGAAGAUUUCACGAACAAUGAACAGUUUACAGACCAAAAUAGCACAAAACAAAAUCAAGGAUAAACUGAAAAGAACUCAAAGUUCGUCCAAUACUUCGUCCCAAUCUCAGUCACCUAGUCAUAGUUUCCUGUCCAGUUCUCCUGGGUAUCAUGUAAAUACAAGCUCUCCAAAUCAUGUGGUACAGCAUCUUUCCACAAAUAAUGAGAGACUUCUAACAAUAGAGAGCCCUGUGUCACAUGAUGGCAGGAAUUCAUCACAGUUGUUGCAAAGUACCAAAAAUCAAAUAAGUUCAUCUUCAGCAUUACCAAGUCUUUCAAACUUUAAUAUAUUAAAUGGAUUGAAUCUUCAGUCAUUGAAUCUGAGUUUAGAACAGCUAGGUUUGCCAGUGCCAUCAGUAAGUGAUAUUGAACAAACAUUAAAACAGUUGGCCAAAGCUGCCAACAUUUCAUUGGAGGGAACAACUCAAACAGAUGAAAAAGCUUCACAGCCAUUUAAGCAAACUGUUGGUACUGAAUUUAUACAGCCAAUAGUUCCUCCAGCAUCUUUACCAAACUUCCCUCACUUGUCUGGACCUCCACCUCCAUAUUCUGGUGUACAUCAUAAACCUUCCCCGAUUGUGAUGCACACCGCAUCAGCAACAUUGACCAACAGCCCAGUAAAAGCUGACCCAGCAAUAGGAGUUCAAGCGGUCCCAACUGCCAGUGGAAACUUCUCCACAGUUCCUGUUCCCCUUGUGACUAGACAGCUCUUUUCAUCUGUUCCGCAAGCUGUUAGCAUGUCAGUGCCACUACCCAGUGUUACCUCAUCAGCAUUAUCUUCUUUGCCCACUUUGUCGUCUUUGACAUCUGCAUUUUCAUUUGCAUCAACAAUGCAUCCAAAAUUGACCCUUUUGACAACUUCUCAGCCAUCAAGUACUGUGAUUGCAAAUAGUAACCAAGUGGUGACAAAAUCUUGCGAUACCGUGAAGCCUACAUUACAAAGUCUUCCUACAUCGCCAGCAAAGCCGAGACCUGUGAAAGCUAAAACUAAAUCUCGAAAUUCUUCAGCAGUACCAGCAGUAAAACGGUCAGUGCCAAUGUUUACAAUGUCAAUGACUAUGGUAAAGCCACGAAAACUGAGAAAAGUGUUAGAUGAACAUGACAAGAAAAUGAUGAAGAAAAAUGCUAGAGAUCUCUAUGAGAGAAAUAUCAAAAGAAGCAUUGAUCAUCAUCACAUGAUCUAUUCAGGAGUUGUGAGCUCUGAUGACAGUGAUGUUUCCGACUGUGAUAUGUUACCAUGGCAAUUUGACUGGUUGACACCUUCAUCAGAUGAAGAACCAGUUGAUGAUGAGGAUAAUGAUUAUACAUUAAGAACUGCGAAGUUGGCUAUAGGACGUGCUAGACGUCGACGUCAGUGUUUCCAAGCGCGUCACUCAAUGCGACAGGAUUCACAUGAAGACGAUGUCCUGUGUCUGGUAAAGGCUGCCAGGGAGUCUGUACGGUCAUCAGUACUCUGCCUGAAAGAGAUAGCUGGCAAACGCAAGAAAUCUGUAGAGCGGCACACUAGAACUUCCCUGCAGAAACGAAGAUGCUUAUACAGGGACAGUGAUGACAUUCAAUGCAAGAAUGUGGUGGUUCCAUACACAAACCACUGUAACAGACAUGUGAUGUAUAAUGUGGACCAACAGCUGUUUGAGUACUGUACGGCCAAGUUUGCUGACAAUACUCAAUGCUGUCGACCUGUCAUUGAUGUCAAACACGAACUACCUCUCUGUAUUGAACAUGGGCGGAAAGCUGACAAUUUCUUGAAGUCUCAGGACCUCGAGCCAAAGCCAAAGAAGCCACGAAAGAAGACGAAGCCCUCGGCUCUCACUCGCCCCCCAAAGAAAGGCAAGAAGAAGAAGAAUCAGAGGAAGGUCCCUCAAGAGCAGGAGGUUGUUCAACUCAGUGAGGAUGCUGCUGAUACUGAUGUGCUAGAGAGCUCAGAAGAGAACAUGCCUCAACUUGAGAACGAUGCUAGACCACAGUCCAACUACAGGCACAAACAAGAGCGCCCACCAUUACCACAGGCCACCACCAUAGCAGCAACAAUGGCUCAAACUCGGUCAUCAGUGGUGGUCAAUACAACAGCCAGCUUUGUAGGCCUGGAUUCCACAGCCUCUCACAUGGUCUCAGACUCAUUGAAGAAGGUGAAGGUUCCUGACAUGGCUGCGGCUCUAGCUGGUCAAGGGGUCAGUCAGGAAGUCAAGACUGGUCAGCUGAAGACUCAUGCGGCUGCAUUUGGUCAGCUUGAGGAGCUGGACCAGCUGGCAGGGUUAGAACUGGAGAAUGUUCGGAUGUUUGGAGAGUUGGACACGGCUUCAAAGCUUUUGGAAAUGAAUGAUUUCCAGGAUGUGUUCAAUAAACUGCCUGAUGAAGCCUUUGACAUAUUUUCCAGCAAAGCUGGUAGUCUAACCAGCACAGAUGAUCUGCAGGCCUUUGAAGACUCACUAGCCCUGGCCAACAGAGAGAUGAAUGCAGGCAAAGACUCACAUGGGCUUCUGCCCCCAUCCAGCACUCAUCUGCAGACAACCCGUACGGGCGGUCGGAGGGCUCCCACAGCGGCCAUAUUGGAGGACGACCUCACACGACAGAUAGCAGAGGAAGUGCUCCAGCAGAAUCUUGGUCCAGACAUUGGCUCCCAUCUUGGGGAUUCCAUGUGCAACGGUGAUGCAGAGGAGAGCAUAAAGGCAAUCGCUCGCAGUCUUUCAAACACUGGCAUGAUGUUAGCUGCAGAAGCCAAGCAGAAGUCGCAGGAUCAUGACUUGUUUGGGGCACAUUCGUACGGCGUGAACCAGUACGGGCGAUCCAGUUCCUUGCCGUCCUAUAACACCUUGGAGUAUUUUCCUCCGAAUGUUUCUGUUCAGAAUAUUCCCAUGUCCUCCUCUAAUGUGAGUAUAGGCAAUGCCAGUGUGACUUUGGGUGUGGAUGUUUCCAAGGUUACUGUACCUCAGGUGUUCCCGGGUCACACGCAGGUCAGUGUUAUACCUCAGAAUGUCACUGUGACUCCUCAAGGCAUAAUCACAACACAUAUUCCCAAUGUGUCAGAUAUUAACAUGGCCAACAGAAAACCGGGCCUGACCCCAUUUUCACAGACAGUGACAAUUGGAAAUGCAACAGUGACUGGGAACCAGUCAUCAGGAACAAUCACCCUUCCUGGUUCCCAGCAAUUGACUGCUCAGCAGUUAUCAGCCCUGGUUCAGCAGGCUGCAGCACAUUUACCUCCCUUGCCACCGUAUAAACCUCGCCAACAAACCCUGACCAACAGCAACAUGGCAACACAACAGCAACUCACUCAGAUAGCAAUACGACCAGUAAUGGUUUCCUCCUCAGCAGCUUCUAUAGUGAUCCCAGUAGGAGAGAUGAAGACUGUUCCCAUAGCUUUCACUGCAGUUUCGAGUGCUGGGCAAGCCGUUCCAAACAAACAUUCAGGCCAGGAAAAUCUGAUUCAGCAUUUAACACGACAGCAGGAGCAACUGGGGCAGCAGCAGCAGCUACUUGCGCAACAGAUUCUACAGCAAAGAAUCGCAGCUCUGAAUUGUGGACCGUUACGCGUUACCCUUCCCUCGGCUCAGAAUCUGGGUUUCUCCACUAUCCUUCAGCAGGGUCAGAUUGGUCAGCUGGGGACUAUGAGUGCCAGUCUGGUGCAGGCUGUGCCCAUAUCUGGCCAAGUAACGAGACAUAGCAGCAACUCUACCUCUCAAUCAGGCAGCAGCCAGUCUGGCAUACCCUCCACAAACAUCUUGUGGACAUCGCCUCCCAAUGUAACCAUAACCACUCAGAACGGGGUCCCGAGACCGGCGCCACAGCAGAAAAAUACCAAUUCUACGAAUUUGAAGAUCGCUACAUUGUUGCCAAGUAGUGGGUCCUCUCUAAAGGAGACAUUUAUAGAUCUGACGGAUUCGGAUCCACCGUCCUAUGAGGCAACUCAGGUUGUUAUGGGUAAAACGCAGCCACCACCUAGCUACCCUGUUCCAUCACCAGCAGUUACCUCGGAUACUGCUAUGUCCUGACAUGAAUUUAAAUGACAGGUAGUUUUUUUAUUGUAAAGAAAAUAACAAAAAUUGUAAAGAAAAUAACAAAAUUGUAUGUGCUAAACUCUGUUCAAUGCAUCACUACUUAUGUCAGAUUGUGCAAUAUAGACAGUAGCUUGAAACAAAUAUCAAUGUAUAAUUAAACUUGUGGAUUCUCAUUGCAUAUUGGAGGGUUGUAAUAAGGAUUUUUUUUCAAUUUAUUAUAUUGGUUUUCUAAUCUGAGGUCUGAUGUAUUGUCAAGUGCUGUAUUUAUUUUAUCCAUACAUUAUUCAAUGUGUGCUUUAAAAGAUAGAUUCCAUAUCCCACACUAAAAUGCAGCUUCUAGUGGCAUCAUGGAUUUUACACUGGAAACAAAAAGCUCAAAAUCAUACAUUUACAUUUGACUAUAGUAAUUGUAUUUCAUCAAGGCAUGGAUUUGUGUAAUGUUCCACACUAACAAAUCUCCCACAGUGUAGUUAAGGAAGGGAGGUAUUAUGAAGUCAUCACAAGACAUCUGUCCUUAUGUAGACUCCAGCUUGUCUAACAGUGUACUCCUACACCUUUGAAUCUUGAACUUUCAAACUUCCAUUCAUUAGUCCUUAUUAUAUUAAGUGAACUUAUAUUAAGUUAUUUACAUAUUACCUUACCACAUGCUGUGGCUGGAUAAUUCAUCAUCAUAACUGUGACAAGUUCUACUUCAGACUAAUUUCAUUUCAAAGAUUGAUGUAAAAGGAAAUACUAUAAGAAUGCUUUUUUGUUCUGAAUGGAAACGCAUGAAUCAUUAUUUAGGUAUGAUAAUGAACAAAUUUACUUAUUUUAUUAGGUAUUUAACAAAUUUCUAGUACAUGAAUGAUUUAUUGGUUCAUACUUUUGCCGGACAAAAGAUAAUGUGUGUAUGUAAGGAUUUAUCAAUUGUAUGGUGACGUCUGUAAUGGUUAAUGCAUGAUAACUGUCCAUUCUAUGUACACAUUGUAACAGUUUUCAGAUUAGAUAUUGCAUUUAAGGUUUGUUAUAGUUCAGUGUUACAUUAUGCAGCUUUAACCCAUGUAUGCCUAGCGUCUAGGAAAAAGGCCAUAGUAAACAGCGAAGACCCUGAUGAGACGCCGCAUGAUGAAGCGUCUCAUCAGGGUUUGCGCUGUUUGCUUUAAAGGGAUUUCUGUAAGAAUUAUUCUAAAUAUAGAAAUAAAAAUACUAGACAUCCCUAAUUUUGGAAAUAAAUUGAUCCAAUUUUGAAGGAUGGGAGAGUCCACUAGGCAUAACUGGGUUAAAUGAACUCGCCAUAAUUGAGCAGCAGCAUGUGAAAAUGGUUAUUUUGCCUUGUGCAUAAAGCGUAGCUCCAGACCAACCUGCUCCUUUACGUUGUAUUUAUCUGGAGCUACUCUUGGAUAUCCCCAAUAUCCAUUUUUACACAACAUGGGCCAAUUACUGGUAUUGCAAUGUUGUUAUGAAGAGAAUGAGUGAGACCAUUGUUAGGUGCUAUAUUAAAUUGUUAUUGUGAAUUUGUAAACUUUGUUUUUGCAAUCAUGUAAGGUAAUUUUUUAAUGAGCAAAUAAAAGUUAAAUAUGGUUUAAGAAUCAUGGCAACAAGAGUAAACAUGUUUUAAGGUCUCUUAUUUUCGUUUUAGGUAUAUACUUUUAUGUAUUUGAUAUGCUGUUUGAAUCUUUAAUGACUGUUUGCUUGUAUGACAUGAACUAAAAUAUUGUAUACAUUUUAGCAUUAUUAUUUUGUGUAAAAGAGCCUCAGUUUAUAUCUAAACAGUACCGGUAUAGUGUUGCCCAAAGUUAUAGACAAGUAACAAUACAUCCACGGGACAAGGAAACAAUCAUGUGGAGAAGUUAAAGUUUAAAAUUUAUUUACAAUGUUGUAUUUUUUUGCAAAAUAGUUAUAACAAAAUCUGAAUACAUGACUGCAUAUAUCUUUUUGUUGUGACUGGUAAGAGGUAAUUGCUGCAACUCUUUAAAAAUAACUGCAAUAAGCGAUUAACAUAACUGCAUAUUUUUUCUGUAUCAUACGAAGGCAAAAGUUAAGGCAGACAUCAUCAGCACAUGUCAAUUGUUUUUCUUCCAUGAUGUCAGGGUCGGCCAAAACGGGCGAAUCUUGGGCAAAAAUUUGCAGAAAGUAAGCUUAUUUCACUUUGUCUUUAAGAGCUAGGAGAAAUUAUGUUCGCCCUUAUUUUCAAGACAAACUUUACCUGUAAAGCAACCUCCAUAUUCUAGUAAACACAAUUUAUUGUUUUCACACCAAUUUUAAAUGUAAUUAAUCCAAGGCUGUAAAAUCUCCUUUUUUAAAUAGUCACAUUUUUAAGUGUUUUAACAGUUUCCAGAUUUUUGCUGAAUAGGUUCUAUUGAUGUCCUUCCGCAAUACUUUUGGUAUUGUAGAAGACUUGUAUAUUAAACUGGAUUGUUGUUUCAACUGGAAAUAUUAUUAAAAGGUUACUAUAAUGUUUUGCUUUGAACAAAAAUAAUUAUAUAUUAAAUAACCAAAAUAUAUCCCCCUACACCCCCCCCCCCAUUUUUGUUUAGAAAACUUAAAUAAUAAAAUGAAGAUAAAAUAUGUUAAUAUGUAUGUUUGUUUACUUGGUAGGUUGGGUGUUGAAGUAAAUAUAUGAAGAACUUUAAAGCACACUAGAAUGCUUUAAUGAGUGAUUAUGUUGCUGUUUUUUUACUAGAUUUUUAAUUCAACUAAUAAGAUAAUUUUGUAAGCAGGUUUCACAAUUUACCUGUUCUAUUCAGUGAUUUCAAAUGGUAAAAUAAUGCAAUUUAUUACAAGAGAUAUGAGAUAAAACAAAAAAAUAUAAGUUUUCUAAAUUUCUAAAAUGUCAGUCCAGAGAGAGAUAGAGAGAGAGAGGGGUGACAUCUCACUAAAAUUUGACCAUAGGCCGACCCCUGAUGAUGUAUAAUGAAGUCUUACUCUUUACUGUUAUAUUUAUAUAAUUGACAUGUAUGGAUGUUUUUUGCCAACUGUUGUAUAGAUCUGUUCAAUAAACUGAUUUUGUAUUAUAUGUGCAUAGAUAUAACUGUUAAAAUUAGGUAUAAUAUUAACAAUAUAGAAUUUAUUACAGGUGACAUAAAAAUAGUUAAUUGUAAAGAAUUGAACAAAUAUGAUUAUUUUGAUGUACAUAUUGUUUCUUUUUAAUUUAUUGUUAAUUUUAAAAAGCAGCCUUUUUUCAAAAUAAAAUUGAUGGUAAAAUAUAAUUCUUUUCAGGAAAAAUAUUUUAUCUAAGUUUAUAUCUUCAUUAAUGAUGUGGCCGGAUGUCUUAGCAACUGAUCAUAAUUAUGUCUGUAUUGCAAAAAAACUGGAAUGCGUCUCUCACACAAUUAAUUAAUACUUAAUAUAAGAUUGUGACAAUAAUAACAUGGACAUUUUAACCACAGCAAAAACAGCUUAAAUGUGCCAAUGCACGUUGUUUAUUAGUCCCCUACCGGUUUCACCGGAGGGGACUUAUGGUUUUCGCUCCGUCUGUCAGUCAGUCAGUCAGUUUGUCUGUCACACUUUUCUGGAUCCUGCGAUAACAAAUAGACUCGAAAUACUGCUGAAAUGGUGAUUUUCUGGAUCUUAAUAUUUUUUCAUGAAACUUGAAACAUGGAUAGAUGGCAAUAUGGACACUAUGCACAUCAUUUCAUUUUGUUCCUACAUCAAAAAUUCUGGUUGCUAUGGCAACAAAUAUAAAAAAAUCUGACAAUGGUGGAGCUGGUAGGGGACAUGUAUUGCUUGGCAAUAGUCUAGUUAAUCUUCGUUGUUUUUUAAGUCUUAAUUGUUUUCUACGGAAACUGAGAAAAAGUACAAAGGAUAUACAUGUACAUCAGGAAGUGAACUUCUGUGGCAAAAUGUUAGUUAAUAACCCUGAGUUCUCUGUUAUGUUGUAUGCUGAACAAUCAAAUUUUAUAUUUUUAAUGAUGGGGUUACAUGAAGACAUUUGCUAUAGUAAGUUGUUCAUCUAUAGAAUGCAUUGAUGAAUUAUCAUAAUGAAUGUAAUAAUAAUGAUCCUAUGUGUGGGCUAAAUACCCGGUACACAACAUUAUUGCUUCAGUAUUUACAUGUAUCGUCAUACUUGUGGAUCGUAUUUCAUGUUCAUCUGGCUAUCACAUUUACCACAUGUGUAUCAUGUACUAGUGUCUGUGAUAUACAACAAAGUUGGGUCAAGAUGAUGUGAUAUAUCUAUGAACUUAGUAGAGCAGCGAACAGCUAUAGCUGCAGCCCUCAUAGGUGUAAAUAUAAAAUACCAUACUGAAAUUGAAUCUCAAUUUCUAUCAUCAACUUUUAAAUCUUGUAUUUCUACACUGAACCAAUUUAACCCGGUCAUGAAAAAUGGGUAUUCUGCUAUAUGCAGCUAGCGUCUGGUUAGGAGCUUCUCUGUCCUGUAGUGCGUAAAAAUAGAACGAUCCCAUAAUAACGAUUCUGAUGAAAUUGAAAAGAAGCAAGGCCUUUUUCAAAUCUUUGCUGUAUUGUUAAUGUUAUCUAGUGUAGAUCACAUUGAAUAUGUUCAUGAUCAAGUCUCGACUUUUUUGUUGUUGGUAUCUUGUUAGUUGUUGAAAAUAAUGAUUUUUAUAAAGCCCAAAAUCUUGUCAAUUGUUUUAGUACCUGUGUAACCAUAUGAAUAUUAUUAGUUACAUUUCAAGAACAAGGGGAAAAAUCAAUAAGUUUCCUUUAAAUGAGUAUCACCGUUUGACCAGUCAUGAUAAAAUGGCCACAUGCAGACAGCCAAACUCCAGCAAAGCUUGCGCAACAGCGCAGUGUGGUUAGCACAUUAUUGGACUGUUAAGCUCCGCAGAGGCUGGACUCGAGCUUCACUGGCAUAUGGCAGAAAAGCUAUUUUCACGCAAUGAAGGUCAUUACUAUAAUACGGUAGUUUACAUGUUUUACGCUUGCUUUAGAUAAACACUUUCAGGUGUUUAUGUUGAUAAAAAAAGGCUGUGUAUAUUAAAAAGUACAAUUGCACGAACAAAUAAUGUUUUGAAAUGCUAUUAUUUGAAAUUAUGGAACGGUUAUAUUUCCUUUAUUCAUGUUUUCAUUGUAGUUGUUGCUGUACUUUUUGUAGUGUUAUCAUUUUAAUUUGUUGUUUGUUGAAAUUUGAUGUAAAAUGUUAGAUAUUUUAUAGUUCAUAGACAGUUUUAUAUUGUAUUCGGUUGUCAAGUAAUAGAAUCUAUUUUACUAAUCCAGUCAUAUAAUGACUAAAUCAUGGAUACAUUUUAAUUUCAAAUUUGAAAAAUGAACUAAUAUUAUGUAGUGUUUUGAUUAAGUAAUAUUUGUGGUAAAAAUGCAGCAUGUUUUGUGCAAUAUGCAUUAUAUAUAAUGUCAAUAAAAAAUUAAACAUAA